AUGCCUCGUCUUUUAGCAACACAAUCACAUGUUGUUCAUGGCUAUGUAGGUAACAAAGCAGCUACUUUUCCAUUACAAUGUCUAGGAUGGGAUGUAGACUGUUGUAAUAGUGUUCAGUUUUCCAACCAUACAGGCUAUGGUAUGGAACGUGUAUUUGGUAACAUUACAAAUCAAAAUGAUUUAGAUGCAUUACUAAAUGGAGUAUUUGCAAAUUUUGCAACAGAUUAUGAUGCGUUGCUAUCAGGGUAUUUGCCAAAUAAAGAGUCAGUAAAUUGCAUGGGGCAACAUUAUUCAAAAUUUAAGGAAAAAAAUAAGAAGUUGUUAUGGUUGAUGGAUCCAGUAAUGGGAGAUGAAGGUCAAUUAUAUGUCAAUGAAGACGUGAUACCUGAAUAUCAAAAACUGACUUUUUCUUCUAACGGUUUGGUUGAUAUUAUAACUCCUAAUCAAUACGAGCUUGAAAUUCUCUAUGGAAAGAAAAUUUCUUCAAAAGAAGAGCUUAAACAAUCGUUAGAAGAACUACAUAAAACUGUACCUGUGAUAGUGGUAACUUCUUGUAGUUCGGAACUUUUUGAUGAUAAAGGACAUAUAUACUGUGUUGCAUCCAUUAAAGGUGAAGCUCCUCUGGUAUAUCGUAUUCCAUAUAUCGACACAUAUUUCACCGGUGUUGGAGAUCUAUUUUCAGCUUUACUACUAGAUAGGAUAAUAAAAUUAUAUCAGGAUGAAACAGCCACCUUGAAAUUUGCAGAUCAAAUCGAUGAUAUUAUUAACGUACUUCAGAGAGUUUUAAAAAUGACAAAGUACUAUAGUAAAGAGAAUAUAAAAAGUAAAAUGGGAUCGGUGAUAGGUAUGAAAGAUAUGGAACUGAGGAUAGUCGAAUCUAGGGAUUUAUAUCAUACAGUUCCAAUAAUAAAUAGCAAGUUUCCCAUAGAUUUUCCCAAGAAGAAAUAUUUGUAUAAAGAACUUUGA
This is a messenger RNA of Maudiozyma barnettii, 966 nucleotides long. It is a transcript of the gene BUD16, whose product is annotated as putative pyridoxal kinase BUD16. Gene Ontology annotation, molecular function: pyridoxal kinase activity. Bases 1 to 966 code for a protein of 321 amino acids. The record is from RefSeq and is a predicted model, not a curated record. Lineage: Eukaryota; Fungi; Ascomycota; Saccharomycetes; Saccharomycetales; Saccharomycetaceae. The transcript has a single exon. Gene Ontology annotation, cellular component: cytosol. Gene Ontology annotation, biological process: pyridoxal 5'-phosphate salvage.